AUGGUUUUGAAUAUAACUUCGGAGGAGUUCGCUACUAUGAAGUACAUCAUCGUGGAUAAAGAGGGCAACUAUCUCGGCAACGAUAGCGACGAUCUCGAUACUUCGAAUUUUCGACGGGAUAAUAUCUUGUAUAGAUUAAAAACGAUCGACGAUUCAAACCCCCAUCAGAACUACAUGAUUACCCAGAAGUCUGGGACAGUGGUCACAUGUCCAGGAACGACGACAUCUGGGCUCUCGGUGGGGUUUUCAUGGUCAAUUUCCGGCGGGAUAACAGCCGCCUUCUUCAACGCUGGAUUUUUCGUCAGUGAGUCGACGACGGUCACAAACUCGGCAAGCUUCGAUUGUGCCUCUGACACAGACGCAAUUUGUGUUCUAUUCUACCAAGCGGUGACUGCCUAUACCGUUAUGGUGCAGGAAGGAGGCUUUGGGGGGUUCGGCUUCGUCGAGUGGUACGAUCAAGGGACGACAGUUAUAUAUGCUCCUAAUUCCGGCUCUAUGGGUGCUACUACAGGACGUGGCAUAAACGUUGAAGCGCGGAACGUCAUACAGUGCUGGGGAGACGAAGAUAGAACCGUGCUAUAUUCCUGUGGUCCACCCGGAGAUGCUGAUUAUUGGGACAAUAAGGAUCCUGGCCCCUGGAAUUCUGAUUAUGUGACUAAUAGAGAACCGGCUGGAUGUGAUAUUCCUAUCGAGGCAUUUAAUUUCGCUGAUUGA
Penicillium lagena is the source of this 714-nucleotide messenger RNA. RefSeq lists its product as uncharacterized. The record is from RefSeq and is a predicted model, not a curated record. The transcript has a single exon. NCBI's taxonomy places the organism in Eukaryota, Fungi, Ascomycota, Eurotiomycetes, Eurotiales, Aspergillaceae. The coding region runs from base 1 to 714 and encodes 237 amino acids.